CUUUCUCAAACCCCUUCUUGUUUGGUUUGCGAUUUAUUUAUGAAGCGGUCUAGCCUCAAACUUCUCACAGCAGGAAAAGGAAAACGUAAAUAUAAAUGAAGAGCUUCCGAUGACCGGACCCUAAGUCAUCGGUUGUCUUGGAUUUUAAACAAAUAUAUUUGCUAACUAGAAUAUGGCAGAGAAGAGGCCUACAAACUUUCAGCCGCCCGUGAAAAGGACCAGCGGUAAAAAGACCGCAGGAGGAAACGCCCAUGGUGACUACAUUAUGACUGUUCAGGGACAUGGAAGAAGUCCAGUCACUUCACCUUCGGAGGAGGACUUGGAAAAAAUUGACAGAAUAAGCGAGGUAGAGCCUAUGGUCAGUAGGUCUUCGGCGACUCCGGAUUCCCAAUUAAUAGAAUCAAUCAGCACGGACCAAAGCCGGAGUCCCAGUCUUGAUCUCAUGGGUUCUAACAGGAGGAAGAAAAAAGUCAACAUUUGCACCGAAAACUCAAAUGAUCCUCUCGUUGGCAAAGUCGCAACCUCCUCAUCGUCCUUGGAUAGAAGUGAAUCGGAUCUCACUAGACGAUCACCUAGUGAAAACUUUUUAACCUUGACUGGCACAAUCAAACGUGGUCGUAAGGCUGGGCAAAAUGUAGACGUGAAGCUGAACAUGUCCCGAGAAGAGCUUGAAAUCAUCGAGGCGGCGAUCAUGGAAAAAAACCCAAAGGAGAACCCCUGUUUUGGCAUUCACAUAUUUAUUUUCUCUGUUUUCUGCAUCCCCUUCAUCACGGUGGCUGCUAUUGUGUACAACUUCUACAUGGGCACACUAACCUGGUACAACAUUUUCACGCACUUCAGCAAUGGCUACAGCAAAAUCUUCUGCUCCAAAAUCAUCUUCCCACCUUUCAUCAUUCUCCUGUACCCGAUUUUCAUCGUGUCUGCCUCACUGCUGCUGGGACUUUACGCAGGCGUUGUUCAGGUGUCCUUUGACCUAAUCCGGUGGAAAACUCAGGUUCAAGAUCUGGAAAAAGGCUUCUUCGGCUCCAUGUGUUCAGCUCUCAAGCUUGAAGAUUGCUCUCCGUACGAGGUCGUCAUCCUGAUGGACAUAAGGCAGGAUAAUUCUGGCAGGAAUUCUCAGCCAGAGGCUUAGAUUAUUUUUUAAGAAGCUCAAAAUUGUCAUGUCUCAAAAUGCAUUAUUUUCUUUUAGAGAUAAAGUCAAAAAUUGUAGCAGCUACUAACUAGCUGUGCAUCAAAUUAUGCAUUAAAAAAAAAAAUAUGCAAUUGUCAAAAAUAAGGGAAAGAUCAACUAGUGAUAUUAGAAAAAAUAUUGAAAGGCCGUGUGUGCUCUGCAGAUUCUUUUUUUAUGAAGUCUCAGUGCACGAGCUAGAAAAGAUUAAAGCGGAUUAAAGUUUUUGGCAAAUUUUUGACACUGCAUAGAGUUUUCACUGAACUUUUGGGUGCAUUUCAAUCAUCACAUUUUUCUCUGGCAAUUGCAUUUUAGAUCACUAUUGAUUGAUUUCCAAAUCAAUCUGAACACAAACACAACAUAUUUUAAAAUUAAGACAAAAGUUGUUUUUUUAUGUUUGUUUCUGUUCAAUUUCUUAAAAAUUUGAUCGCAGUUUAGAAACAGGUCUGUUUUUGCAAGGAGCUAUUUUAUUUGCUAAAUCAGAUUAUAUUUUGUAUUCCUUUUUUAUUAUCCUGAUCAUUUUAUGUCAUGCCCAUGCCAUCCCAUUGCCAUAGUUCACAACAAAUUCUCAAUAAGUUGUGAUCACUUUUAGAGGCCAAUGAAUUUGAUGAUUUAAGAUUUUUACAUUUUAUAGAUUUAUACACUGCUGAUAUCUGUCUAAGGUAGUUUGAAAAAACCAGAACUUUUGUAUUUACGUGUCUAACAAAAAUAAUUCUUUCUGUGAUAUGAAUGGUAUUCCAAUUUGAAAUUAGCAAACAACAUGGUAUAAUAAUAAUUAUCAAGUCAUCCACAUUAACUCUGUAUUAAUUUCCUAAAAUAUUGUUAUAAUUCUUUAUUUUGAAUACUUGUCAUAUCAAUUUAAAUUUAAAAGUCAUAUUAUCUGUACACAUCAAAUUUCAAAAUUACUUUACUUAUAUUUAUGUGCAUUUACAUGAAAAUGAUAAUAUAUAUCAAAAAUUUAUAAAUCAUUUUGUCAUUUUUACUGAUUUACACUUCCAGAUUAUUAUUUAAUUUUAAAUUUUAUAGAAAACAAAGACCGAUAAAUUGAAUUCAGAAAAAAUAAAUUAAAUUUUGCAGUCAGUUUGUAUAGUAAACCAAUU
Molecule: messenger RNA, 2268 nt
Organism: Neocloeon triangulifer
Lineage: Eukaryota; Metazoa; Arthropoda; Insecta; Ephemeroptera; Baetidae
Product: transmembrane protein 169
Exons: 3
Coding region: 173-1132 (319 amino acids)
Source: RefSeq, a predicted model, not a curated record